Coregonus sp. 'balchen' is the source of this 14871-nucleotide messenger RNA. Lineage: Eukaryota; Metazoa; Chordata; Actinopteri; Salmoniformes; Salmonidae. The record is from the annotation of a GenBank genome assembly.
GAAAGAUGGAGGAGCGAUGUAUCUGUGCCCCGCUGCUAGCGGAGUCAGAUACUGAAAAUAACAUUAUUUUGACUCAUAACGUUGCUUCUGUAUCAGAUGCUGACACAGUAAUAAACACUAAUAAUACCAAUAGUUCACAGAUUGAAGGUGAGUUCAUUAAGAACGUGAAAUUACAGCGUCUGGUGAAUUGAUGCCCAGUUCGUAGCAAGCUAGCUAGCAAUGCUGACGUUAGCUAAGGGCGUUCUCAAAGUUAGCGAGCUAGCUAGCUGUUAAAUGUCGAAUUAGGCACUUUAGCCUAUGGUGAGAUCAACUUUAACUAGCUAGUUAUCCGAUAGGACUACUUUCCGUCAGUUAACAAGCGUGUCUUUCCCAUUUGAACGUCGUUUUGCGCAUAUCCUUGUAAUCACUCUGCUAUCUAACUAUUAGCUAUACGUUCGUUAGCUAGCUAGGACCCACUGGACUGGGAGGCCCUAAAAUAGCUGCCAUUGCAUUGAAGCCAAUUUGCUAGCACAAUCCCCCCACUACAGUUGCUGUCACAUUGGAUGGGUUAGCACGAAAUGAUUAACUAGUUAUUCAACUCCUAUUCAAUCAGAACCGGUGCAUGGGUUAAGAAACUAGCUACUAUACACAGCAAGGAAAACAUUUUUUGUCUUGCCUGGGUCACCAGUCUUGAAAUAGGGUAUUGGCUAAUUUAUUCAAAACUUUGCUGCCUAACUAGCUAAACAAUGUUACAGCGUGUUACCUCUUGUGAAACUUUUUGACUUGUGUAGUAUUACAUUCAAUUACAUUAUUAGGCAUAGCCUAGGCUAUCUCUACACACAGUGCUCAAUAUGACUGUCUGGAGAGAGUAUGCAAUACCAAUAGGUUGUCAACACCAACAAACAGCUGUUUUCAUUCCAUUGCUAUACUUUUUAGAAGUUUACUUAAUAUAACUAUAUAACUUGUGCAGUAGUAAAUCGUAGUAAGGGACUUUAAUGCAAUUUUUGUCAAUUCACAUCAGCCAUAUUGAAAAUGCCCACACGCUGGUGUUCAAACCUUCUGAACAUCAAGUUCUGUUCUAUUUCUGCUAUCUUGUUUACCAUCACUAAAGGGUGCGGUUAACAUUUGGUAAGUACUGUACUUUAAAGUAGUAUAUGUGUGUAGAAAUCCAGUUUCUUUAUUGGACAUUUUGAAAGUGAAGGUUGUGGAAGCAAUAGCCAUUGUGAGUUCUAGAGGCAGCAAUAGCACUAAGUGCACUUAGUUCAUUCUCCAUGAGAUUGUAGAUGGUUUUGAAACGAAGAUUUAUAACUCCAAGAUUCAAGCACUGGCAUGCAUCAAUGAACCUGGGAUGUAGCCUGCCGGUGAAUCAUUGUUCUCCAUGCAGUCAUCUCAAAAUUAGGAGAGCCAACAAGUGGGAAAGGAAACAUAGCUGAUUUAGAAAUUAAUAUUUCAGCGUGUGAGAAUGCUUUAGAGAUGCUAGUGCAAAUGACGUGUUGGUUUGACACAGGCAUGAAUUAAUCAUCAUAUUGUAUGUCAGUGAGUGUAGUCAAGGCAAAAUAUGGGCACUUUAUAAUCAAGACAGAUAAGUUAUCAGUAACAUUAUGAGUAGUGUUUUUAAGGCCUACUUUACGGUUUAUGAUCGGGAUACAGUUAACAUUAUUUGUGACCAGGCAGAGGAACAGUGCAUUGUCCUCACCCAAAGUUACAGCCACAUCUGUUAAUUCAAUUUCAGACCUUCCUUCUAAAGGAAGAUGGUAGUGUACAUUAUACAUUGUCUGCAUGCAGUAUUUUUUGCUUUCUGUUAUUAUAUUUCAGAAUGAGCCUUGACAACAUUUGGAAUGAUCAAUUCAGUAAAAGUGAUAGUGAGUAAGAGUGUUAUGGGUUCCGACAGCUGACACUUGGAAUAUAUUAUGUAGUGAAGAAGAUACUGUACAUGUAAUGAACUGAUCUCUCACCCUACGCAAUCGACACAGUAGGUUAGACUCACUGAUUUUCAUACCAGUUUAUCGCAUUUUUUUAUUUUAUUUAUUUUUUCACUUUAUUUAACCAGGUAAACCAGUUGAGAACAAGUUCUCAUUUACAACUGCGACCUGGCCAAGAUAAAGCAAAGCAGUGCGAUAAAAACAACACAGAGUUACAUAUGGGGUAAAACAAAACAAAGUCAAAAAUACAACAGAAAUACAUAUAAUAUACAGUGUGCAAAUUUAGCAAGUUAUGGAGGUAAGGCAAUAAAAUAGGCUAUAGUGCAAAAUAAUUACAAUUAGUAUUAACACUGGAAUGAUAGAUGUGCAAGAGAUGAUGUGCAAAUAGAGAUACUGGGGUACAAAUGAGCAAAAUAAAUAACAAUAUAUGGAUGAGGUAGUUGGGCAGGCUAAUUUCAGAUGGGCUGUGUACAGGUGCAGUGAUCAGUAAGGUGCUCUGACAACUGAUGCUUAAAGUUAGUGAGGGAGAUAAGUGUCUCCAGCUUAAGAGAUUUUUGCAAUUUGUUCCAGUCAUUGGACGUCUCAACACUUGUGUUUAAAGGGGCACCACUUUCUAACCUCACAUUCAUGAUCUCCAGCACCAUAUCAGUGUCUACAUUAUGUGGAAGCGGUGAUUUGUCUACGUUCUGUUGUAAAAAUUAUCAGAAGAAAAGGUCCUAAUGACCCCCGAAUUACAUUACAACUUAUCAAUCUAAUAUGAAUCAAAGUAGUGCAUUAGUGUUACUGUAGGUCACACAUGAACAUUUAAACAUUAGUGGGGAAAUUCACUUGCAACAAAGACUGACAUUGAUAUAUUGCAAGACUCAGGUUUGGCAGUCGUUGGGUCGAGAAAAUUGUAUUUGAGUAGUGAGGUUGGUUCUUUAUAGUUGUACUUCAUAGUUUCAGUCUCCCCACGAAAUGGUCACAUUUCCCUACUCUUACAACCUGCCCUCUCCAUUCUGUCAAUGUCCAAACAUUUUCUCAUUCAUCUGCACACAUGGACUAAGAUGUUGACUUGAGUGAAGACCUAUGGUCACUCUUAACUCAGAUGCUGCUUUCAAUAACCUCAAUGUUUCAUAGUUAUUUUAUUUUUGGCUUGAUUAUGUCCCAAGUUCUCUUUUGUGUUUUCUUUCAACUUUAUUAUCCAUUUCACACAGUGAUUCAUGCAAUCAUAACAUCAACAGAUAUGCUCUAUUUUUCACAGCAUGGUACACUUGAAAAAAUAUUUAUCUUCUGUUUUGAGGGUUUCAUUUGUCUUGUGAAUAUAUUGCCUUUCAUCCAGGCAGUUUUUUGUUCAGAAUGUUCUCUGAACAUUCAAAAAUGUUAAAGGAGUGUUCUCUGUUCCCAGCAGACUUGGGAGAAAGUGACCUCCUGAAGGGUCUCUUCACGGACAGCCACUGCCAUGUGUGUGAGGCUUCUCUGCUGUUCGUGUCCCAGAGGAUUGCACACUACGAGGUAUGUGAGUGUGUGUCCGUCUUCCACGUCUCAACACUUGUGUUUUAAUUAUGAUAACCAAUAACAUUUAAACAGUACAUUCCUUUAGGUCUCAACGCACUUGACAUUGUUUGGGGGUAACUCGCUCCACCCGCCACCAAUGUGUCUGUCUACCCACCAACCCAAGUUUAAUUCAACAGAAACCAUCUAUCUUCCUCAUCAUAUUUUAGUGUGUUCAUUUUACGAGUUGAAUGUCUUACUGUUAGCCAACUGUACAGUUUGAGCUCCUCCUCUGAAUGCAGGGAAAGAAGCAUGCCCAGAAAGUGAGACUCUACGUGCAGACCAAGAAAGAUGAGAAACGAAGUAAAGACUUCCAGGUAAGACUUUGAUGGAACAGAUGCCUUGACACAAUGUUAUUUGCAUUGGUGUGUGUGUGUACAUCCAGCUUCUAGUAACGAUUGUAUGAACCCAAUCACGAUGAAAUCACAACUAGGCAUUGUGUUGACGUUCCAACCAUCAGAAUGCCAUGAUCGUAACCCUAAAGUGUUAUAGUAAAGGGUCCAACACGAUCCAGGUGAAAUCGAUAAGCUUCUAGAGAGCAUUAUUGUUACUUCCUCUGAAGGGUUAAGGACUAUCAUGUUAUUGUUACCAUUAUGAGUGUGGGCGUCUGAUGUUGUGUUGAGCAGAGAGGAAUCACUAUGGACAAGGACCGCUUCUGUGAGCUAUGCAGCAUGGUGUUCAGUUCUCCGGUGGUGGCCCGCUCCCACUACGACGGCAAGGUCCACGCCAAGAAGAUGAGGAGAAAGGGCCUCUAUCCCACCACCCAGCCAGCAGGUUAGUACUGCCUACGUAUAUCACACUAUCUAAUAGACAGGUUAGUAAAGCCUAUAUCACUGUCUAAUAGACAGGUUAGUACUGCCUAUAACACUCUGUCUAAUAGACAGGUUAGUACUGCCUAUAUGAUUAUCUAAUAGACAGGUUAGUACUGACUAUAUCACUCUGUCUAAUAGAAAGGUUAGUACUGCCUAUAUGAUUAUCUAAUAGACAGGUUAGUACUGACUAUAUCACUCUGUCUAAUAGACAGGUUAGUACUGCCUAUAUCACUCUGUCUAAUAGAAAGGUUAGUACUGCCUAUAUGAUUAUCUAAUAGACAGGUUAGUACUGACUAUAUCACUCUGUCUAAUAGACAGGUUAGUACUGCCUAUAUCACUCUGUCUAAUAGACAGGUUAGUACAGCCUAUAUCACUCUGUCUAAUAGACAGGUUAGUACUGACUAUAUCACUCUGUCUAAUAGACAGGUUAGUACUACCUAUAUCACUCUGUCUAAUAGACAGGUUAGUACUUCCUAUAUCACUCUGUCUAAUAGACAGGUUAGUACUGACUAUAUCACUCUGUCUAAUAGACAGGUUAGUACUUCCUAUAUCACUCUGUCUAAUAGACAGGUUAGUACUGACUAUAUCACUCUGUCUAAUAGACAGGUUAGUACUGCCUAUAUCACUCUGUCUAAUAGAAAGGUUAGUACUGCCUAUAUGAUUAUCUAAUAGACAGGUUAGUACUGACUAUAUCACUCUGUCUAAUAGACAGGUUAGUACUGCCUAUAUCACUCUGUCUAAUAGACAGGUUAGUACAGCCUAUAUCACUCUGUCUAAUAGACAGGUUAGUACUGACUAUAUCACUCUGUCUAAUAGACAGGUUAGUACUACCUAUAUCACUCUGUCUAAUAGACAGGUGAGUACAGCCUAUAUCACUCUGUCUAAUAGACAGGUUAGUACAGCAUAUAACACUCUGUCUAAUAGACAGGUUAGUACAGCUUAUAUCACUCUGUCUAAUAGACAGGUUAGUACAGCCUAUAUCACUCUGUCUAAUAGAAAGGUUAGUACAAGCCUAUAUCACUCUGUCUGAUAGACAGGUUAGUACUGCCUAUAUCACUCUGUCUAAUAUACAGGUUAGUACAGCCUAUAUGUCUUUCUAAUAGACAGGUUAGUACUGCUUAUAUCACUCUGUCUAAUAGACAGGUUAGUACUGCCUAUAUGACUGUCUAAUAGAAAGGUUAGUACUGCCUAUAUGAUUAUCUAAUAGACAGGUUAGUACAGCAUAUAACACUCUGUCUAAUAGACAGGUUAGUACAGCUUAUAUCACUCUGUCUAAUAGACAGGUUAGUACUGCCUAUAUCACUCUGUCUGAUAGACAGGUUAGUACUGCCUAUAUCACUCUGUCUAAUAGACAGGUUAGUACAGCAUAUAACACUCUGUCUAAUAGACAGGUUAGUACAGCUUAUAUCACUCUGUCUAAUAGACAGGUUAGUACAGCCUAUAUCACUCUGUCUAAUAGAAAGGUUAGUACAAGCCUAUAUCACUCUGUCUAAUAGACAGGUUAGUACUGCCUACGUAUAUCACACAAUCUAAUAGACAGGUUAGUACAGCCUAUAUCACUCUGUCUAAUAGACAGAUUAGUACAGCCUAUAUCACUCUGUCUAAUAGAAAGGUUAGUACAAGCCUAUAUCACUCUGUCUAAUAGACAGGUUAGUACUGCCUAUAUCACUCUGUCUAAUAGACAGGUUAGUACAGCCUAUAUCACUCUGUCUAAUAGACAGGUUAGUACAGCCUAUAUCACUCUGUCUAAUAGACAGGUUAGUACUGCCUAUAUCACUCUGUCUAAGAGAAAGGUUAGUACUGCCCAUAUUAUUAUCUAAUAGACAGGUUAGUACAGCCUAUAUCACACUGUCUAAUAGACAUUAUGUUAAUUCAGCCUAUAUCACUCUGUCUAAUAGACAGGUUAGUACAGCCUAUAUCACUCUGUCUAAUAGACAGGUUAGUACUGCCUAUAACACUCUGUCUAAUAGACAGGUUAGUACAGCCUAUAUGAUUAUCUAAUAGACGGGUUAGUACAGCUUAUAUCACUCUGUCUAAUAGACAGGUUAGUACUGACUAUAUCACUCUGUCUAAUAGACAUGUUAGUACAGCCUAUAUCACUCUGUCUAAUAGACAGGUUAGUACUGCCUACGUAUAUCACUAUCUAAUAAACAGGUUAGUACAGCCUAUAUCACUCUGUCUAAUAGACAGUUUAGUAUAGUCUAUAUCACUCUGUCUAAUAGACAGGUUAGUACAGCCUAUCACUCUGUCUAAUAGACAGGUUAGUACAGCCUAUCACUCUGUCUAAUAGACAGGUUAGUACAGCCUAUCACUCUGUCUAAUAGAAAGGUUAGUACAGCCUAUAUCACUCUGUCUAAUAGACAGUUUAGUAUAGUCUAUAUCACUCUGUCUAAUAGACAGGUUAGUACAGCCUAUCACUCUGUCUAAUAGACAGGUUAGUACAGCCUAUAUGACUCUGUCUAAUAGACAGGUUAGUACUGCCUAUAUCACUCUGUCUAAUAGACAGGUUAGUACAGCCUAUAUCACUCUGUCUAAUAGACAGGUUAGUACAGUCUAUAUCACUGUCUAAUAGACAGGUUAGUACAGCCUAUAUCACUCUGUCUAAUAGACAGGUUAGUACAGCCUAUAUCACUGUCUAAUAGACAGGUUAGUACUUCCUAUAUCACUCUGUCUAAUAGACAGGUUAGUACUGCCUAUAUGACUCUGUCUAAUAGACAGGUUAGUACAGCCUAUAUCACUGUCUAAUAGACAGGUUAGUACAGCCUAUAUCACUCUGUCUAAUAGACAGGUUAGUACUGCCUAUAUCACUCUGUCUAAUAGACAGGUUAGUACUGCCUAUAUCACUCUGUCUAAUAGACAGGUUAGUACAGCCUAUAUCACUGUCUAAUAGACAGGUUAGUACUUCCUAUAUCACUCUGUCUAAUAGACAGGUUAGUACAGCCUAUAUGACUCUGUCUAAUAGACAGGUUAGUACUUCCUAUAUCACUCUGUCUAAUAGACAGGUUAGUACUGCCUAUAUGACUCUGUCUAAUAGACAGGUUAGUACAGCCUAUAUCACUGACUAAUAGACAGGUUAGUACAGCCUAUAUCACUCUGUCUAAUAGACAGGUUAGUACAGCCUAUAUGACUCUGUCUAAUAGACAGGUUAGUACAGCCUAUAUCACUGUCUAAUAGACAGGUUAGUACUGCCUAUAUGACUCUGUCUAAUAGACAAGUUAGUACUGCCUAUAUCACUCUGUCUAAUAGACAGGUUAGUACUGCCUAUAUGACUCUGUCUAAUAGACAGGUUAGUACUGCCUAUAUCACUCUGUCUAAUAGACAGGUUAGUACAGCCUAUAUCACUCUGUCUAAUAGACAGGUUAGUACAGCCUAUAUCACUCUGUCUAAUAGACAGGUUAGUACAGACUAUAUAAAUCUGUCUAAUACAGGUUAGUACUGCCUAUAUGAUUAUCUAAUAGACAGGUUAGUACUGACUAUAUCACUCUGUCUAAUAGACAGGUUAGUACUGCCUAUAUGAUUAUCUAAUAGACAGGUUAGUACUUCCUAUAUCACUCUGUAUAAUAGACAGUUUAGUACAGCCUAUAUCACUCUGUCUAAUAGACAUGUAAGUACUGUCUACGUAUAUCACUAUCUAAUAGACAGGUUAGUACAGCCUAUAUCACUCUGUCUAAUAGACAGGUUAGUACAGCCUAUAACACUGUCUAAUAGACAGGUUAGUACAGCCUAUAUGACUAUCUAAUACACAGGUUAGUACAGCCUAUAUCACUCUGUCUAAUAGACAGGUUAGUACAGCCUAUAUGUCUCUGUCUAAUAGACAGGUUAGUACAGUCUAUAUCACACACUAUCUAAUAGACAGGUUAGUACAGCCUAUAUCACUCUGUAUAAUAGACAGUUUAGUACUGCCUAUAUCACUCUGUCUAAUAGACAGGUUAGUACAUCCUAUAUCACUCUGUCUAAUAGACGGGUUAGUACAGCAUAUAUCACUCUGUCUAAUAGACAGGUUAGUACUGCCUAUAUCACUCUGUCUAAUAGACAGGUUAGUACUGCCUAUAUCACUCUGUCUAAUAGACAGGUUAGUACUGCCUAUAUCACUCUGUCUAAUAGACAGGUUAGUACAUCCUAUAUCACUCUGUCUAAUAGACGGGUUAGUACAGCAUAUAUCACUGUCUAAUAGACAGGUUAGUACAGCUUAUAUCUCUCUGUCUAAUAGACGGGUUAGUACAGCAUAUAUCACUCUGUCUAAUAGACAGGUUAGUACAGCCUAUAUCACUCUCUCUAAUAGAAAGGUUAGUACUGCCUAUAUGAUUAUCUAAUAGACAGGUUAGUACAGCCUAUAACACUCUGUCUAAUAGACAGGUUGGUACAGCAUAUAUCACUCUGUCUAAUAGACAGGUUAGUACGCCUAUAUCACUCUGUCUAAUAGACAGGUUAGUACAGCCUAUAUGAUUAUCUAAUAGACAGGUUAGUACAUUCCUAUAUCACUCUGUCUAAUAGACAGGUUGUAGUAUCCUGUCAAAUAGACGUUGUCCUAAUGUCAGACAGGUUAGUACAGCCUAUAUGUUAUCUAAUAGACAGGUUAGUACUCCUAUAUCACACUUAUAAUAGACAGUUUAGUACAGCCUAUAUCACUCUGUUAAUAGACAGUUUAGUACAGCCUAUAAUCACUGUCUAAUAGACAGUUAGUACAGCUAUAUCCUUGUCUAAUAGACAGGUUAGUACAGUCCUAUAUCACUAGUCUAAUAGACAGGUUAGUACAGCCUAUAUCACUGUUAAUAGAAAGUUAGUACGCCUAUAUCAUUUCUAAUAGACAGGUUAGUACUGACUAUAUCACUGUCUAAUAGACAGGUUAGUACGCCUAUAUCACUCUGUCUAAUAGACAGGUUAGUACAGCCUAUAUCACCUGUCUAAUAGAAAGGUUAGUACUGCCUAUAUCAUUAUCUAAUAGACAGGUAGUACAGCCUAUAUCACUUGUCUAAUAGACAGGUUAGUACAGCCUAUACACUGUCUAAUAACAGGUUAGUACAGCCUAUAUCACUGUCUAAUAGACAGGUUAGUACAGCCUAUAUCACUCUGUCUAAUAGACAGGUUAGUACAGCCUAUACACCUUCUAAUAGACAGGUUAGUACAGCCUAUAACACUGUCUAAUAGACAGGUUAGUACAGCCUAUAUCACUCUGUCUAAUAGACAGGUGAGUACAGCCUAUAUCACUCUGUCUAAUAAAACAGGUUAGUACUGCCUAUAACCUGUCUAAUAUACAGGUUAGUACAGCCUAUAUGUCUCUGUCUAAUAGACGGGUUAGUACUGCCUAUAUCACCCUCUCUAAUAGACAGGUUAGUACAGCCUCUAUCACUCUGUCUACUAGACAGGUUAGUACUGCCUAUAACACUGUCUAAUAGACAGGUUAGUACAGCCUAUAUCACUCUGUCUAAUAGACAGGUUAGUACUGCCUAUAUCACUCUGUCUAAUAUACAGGUUAGUACAGCCUAUAACACUGUCUAAUAGACAGGUUAGUACAGCCUAUAUCACUCUGUCUACUAGACAGGUUAGUACUGCCUAUAUCACUCUGUCUAAUAGACAGGUUAGUACAGCCUAUAUCACUCUGUCUAAUAGACAGGUUAGUACAGCCUAUAUCACUCUGUCUAAUAGACAGGUUAGUACAGCCUAUAACACUGUCUAAUAGACAGGUUAGUACAGCCUAUAUCACUCUGUCUAAUAGACAGGUUAGUACAGCCUAUAUCACUCUGUCUAAUAGACAGGUGAGUACAGCAUAUAUCACUCUGUCUAAUAGAAAGGUUAGUACAGCCUAUAUCACUCUGUCUAAUAGAAAGGUUAGUACAGCCUAUAUGAUUAUCUAAUAGACAGUUUAGUACUGCCUAUAUCACUCUGUCUAAUAGACAGGUUAGUACAGCCUAUAUGUCUCUGUCUAAUAGACAGGUUAGUACUGCCUAUAUGAUUAUCUAAUAGACAGGUUAGUACUUCCUAUAUCACUCUGUAUAAUAGACAGUUUAGUACAGCCUAUAUCACUGUCUAAUAGACAGGUUAGUACAGCCUAUAUCACUAUGUCUAAUAGACAGGUUAGUACAGCCUAUAUCACUGUCUAAUAGAAAGGUUAGUACUGCCUAUAUGAUUAUCUAAUAGACAGGAUAGUACUGACUAUAUCACUCUGUCUAAUAGACAGGUUAGUACUAGCUAUAUCACUCUGUCUAAUAGACAGGUUAGUACAGCCUAUAACACUGUCUAAUAGACAGGUUAGUACUGCCUACGUAUAUCACACAAUCUAAUAGAUGGGUUAGUACAGCCUAUAUCACUCUGUCUAAUAGACAGGUUAGUACAGCCUAUAUCACUCUGUCUAAUAGACAGGUUAGUACAGCCUAUAACACUGUCUAAUAGACAGGUUAGUACAGCCUAUAACACUGUCUAAUAUACAGGUUAGUACAGCCUAUAUCACUCUGUCUAAUAGACAGGUUAGUACAGCCUAUAUCACUCUGUCUAAUAGACAGGUUAGUACAGCCUAUAACACUGUCUAAUAGACAGGUUAGUACAGCCUAUAACACUGUCUAAUAGACAGGUUAGUACAGCCUAUAUCACUGUCUAAUAGACAGGUUAGUACAGCCUAUAUCACUCUGUCUAAUAGACAGGUUAGUACAGCCUAUAUCACUAUGUCUAAUAGACAGUUUAGUACAGUCUAUAUCACUCUGUCUAAUAGACAGGUUAGUACAGCCUAUAUCACUCUGUCUAAUAGACAGGUUAGUACUGCCUAUAUCACUCUGUCUAAUAGACAGGUUAGUACAGCCUAUAUCACUAUGUCUAAUAGACAGGUUAGUACAGCCUAUAUCACUCUGUCUAAUAGACAGGUUAGUACUGCCUAUAUCACUCUGUCUGAUAUACAGGUUAGUACAGCCUAUAUCACUCUGUCUAAUAGACAGGUUAGUACUGCUUAUAUCACUCUGUCUAAUAGACAGGUUAGUACAGCCUAUAUCACUCUGUCUAAUAGACAGGUGAGUACAGCCUAUAUCACUCUGUCUAAUAGAAAGGUUAGUACUGCCUAUAACACUGUCUAAUAUACAGGUUAGUACAGCCUAUAUGUCUCUGUCUAAUAUACAGGUUAGUACUGCCUAUAUCACCCUCUCUAAUAGACAGUUUAGUACAGUCUAUAUCACUUUGUCUAAUAGACAGGUUAGUACUGCCUAUAUCACUCUGUCUAAUAGAAAGGUUAGUACUGCCUAUAACACUGUCUAAUAUACAGGUUAGUACAGCCUAUAUGUCUCUGUCUAAUAUACAGGUUAGUACAGCCUAUAUGUCUCUGUCUAAUAGACGGGUUAGUACUGCCUAUAUCACCCUCUCUAAUAGACAGUUUAGUACAGUCUAUAUCACUUUGUCUAAUAGACAGGUUAGUACAGCCUAUAUCACUCUGUCUAAUAGAAAGGUUAGUACUGCUAUAAUCACUCUGUCUAAUAAAAGUUAGUACUCCUAUAUGAUUAUCUCAUAGACAAGGGAGUACAGCCUACAUAUUCAACUAUCUACUAACAGGUGAGUACAGCCGAUAUCACUAUUCCUAAUAGAAAGGAGGACAGCUAUAUCACCUGUCUAAUAGAACAGGUUAGUACUUCGGCUAUAUCACUCUGUCUUAAUAACAGUUUAGUCCAGCCUAUAUCACUCUGCUCUGUCCUAAUAGACAGGUUAGUACAGCCUAUAACACGUCUAACACAGGUUAGUACAGCCUAUAUCACUCGCCGCUACUAGACAGGUAGACUGCCUAUAACCUGUCUAUAGACGGUUAGACACCUAUAUCACUCCUGUCUAAUAGACCAGGUUUAGUACAGCCCUAUAUCACUCUGUCUAAUAGACAGGUUAGUACAGCCUAUAUCACUAUGUCUAAUAGACAGGUUAGUACUGCCUAUAUCACUCUGUCUAAUAGACAGGUUAGUACAGCCUAUAUCACUCUGUCUAAUAGACAGGUUAGUACAGCCUAUAUCACUCUGUCUAAUAGACAGGUUAGUACAGCCUAUAACACUGUCUAAUAGACAGGUUAGUACAGCCUAUAUCACUCUGUCUAAUAGACAGGUUAGUACAGCCUAUAUCACUAUGUCUAAUAGACAGGUGAGUACAGCCUAUAUCACUCUGUCUAAUAGAAAGGUUAGUACUGCCUAUAACACUCUGUCUAAUAGAAAGGUUAGUACUGCCUAUAUGAUUAUCUAAUAGACAGGUUAGUACUGACUAUAUCACUCUGUCUAAUAGACAGGUUAGUACUGCCUAUAUCACUCUGUCUAAUAGAAAGGUUAGUACUGCCUAUAUCACUCUGUCUAAUAGACAGGUUAGUACUGCCUAUAUCACUCUGUCUAAUAGAAAGGUUAGUACUGCCUAUAACACUCUGUCUAAUAGAAAGGUUAGUACUGCCUAUAUCACUCUGUCUAAUAGAAAGGUUAGUACUGCCUAUAUCACUCUGUCUAAUAGAAAGGUUAGUACUGCCUAUAUCACUCUGUCUAAUAGACAGGUUAGUACAGCCUAUAUCACUCUGUCUAAUAGAAAGGUUAGUACUGCCUAUAACACUCUGUCUAAUAGAAAGGUUAGUACUGCCUAUAUGAUUAUCUAAUAGACAGGUUAGUACUGCCUAUAUCACUCUGUCUAAUAGAAAGGUUAGUACUGCCUAUAUCACUCUGUCUAAUAGACAGGUUAGUACUGACUAUAUCACUCUGUCUAAUACACAGGUUAGUAUUGCCUAUAUGACGGUAGUGUGUUCAUUGUGUUAAAGUUUAUUUCACUCUGCCUAAUAGACAGGUUAGUACAAGUAAUCUAAUACUCUUAUAGUCAGUGGUUAAAACUGAACCCACACAUAUCUCUUUUGCUAUCAGACACUCUCUCUCAAAGGGGCCACGGGUUGGUCCUACCAGGCCCACUCCAGGCCUCUGCCACCGACCAGGGAAUGGGCGAGGAGGGGGGGAAGGGACCCCAGAACACCUCAGAGACUGUGGACCUGAGUGACCCUAACAAGCACUGCCGCCUGUGUGCCGCCUCGUUCAACAACCCCCACAUGGCCCAGCAGCACUACGCUGGCCGCAAGCACCAGAGGAACCACUCCCGCCAGCAGCUGCUCAAAGACCUGGGAGAAGACCCAGCACAAGGUACCCAUGCCCUACGCUGUCAGUCUGUCUGUGGUCAUGGACCGGUCAAUGAAAUGGGUGGAAAGGAAAGCAUGCCAGUAAAGGAAAGGAAGCAAUUGUCCGAGAAAUUGGGCCAAGGCUUUUAACCCCUCAAAUAGCUCUGUCUCCUCCCAAAAUGGGUGUGUGUUGUGGGUUUCUGUCUCCUCUGAGGAGUAAUUAUACUAUUCUGUCCACUUUUCCUCUGUCUGCAGCCAACUCCUUUACAUGUCCGGUGUGUAACAUUAAGCUUGACUCUGUGGAGAUGUACCACGCUCACAUGCAAGGAAACAAGCACCAGAUCAAGUAAGAGGACAACCACAUUCAUUUUGACCUCAUACAUUUUGUUCACUUUGUUUCCCCAAAACAGAUCAUUUUCACUAUAAGUUAUCAUCUCUGCACUAUGUCAAAAUAUGUAACCCUUUGGCUCUCACCCUGUGCCCCAACAGAGAGAAGAAGGUUGUUGACCUAUGCAAGUCUCAGAAGAAGGUGUAUGAUUCAUUCGCAGAUGAAUUGGCUGACUACAUCCACGUGCAGAAGGCCCGCGGGAUAGCCCCAAAAACCAGCUUCGGGGCUACCGAGGAAGAGGAAGAGGGAGAAGGAGAAGGAGCGAACCUUGGCAAGGUUGACAGUCAGAAUAAAACCACCUUGGGCAUUCCUCCUUCUUCCCGCUCUCCUCUUCCUCUCACCUCUCUGCAUCCUGCUUCUACCUUUUAUCCUCCUCCCCUUUGGUGCCCGCCCUAUCAGGCUCCUCCCACUCACUUUGGGUUCAGGGGGAGCGCCUAUGAGCAGACAGCCUGGGGCCACACUUUCCCUCAGCCCUUCCUCCCCGGAUCUGCUCCAGCAGGCUUUAUUGGCUGGCCUAAAGCCAGGGGGAGGGGCAAGGAAUGUUCAAGCUCUUCCUCUUCCUACACAAGGUCCUCAUCUUCCUACAGCAGCAGCAGUGACAGUAGUGACAGCAGUGACAGUGACUACAGGCACAGAGAGAGGAAGAAGAGGAAGAUGAGGAAGGAGAGAGGGAGGAGGGCGAGAGAGGAGGACUCGGAGGAGAGGAAGAGGAGGAGGAGAGGGAAGAAUAUAAGAGACGACGACACAGAAGGGAGAAGAGGAAGAGAGCAUGACGAAGAAGCGGAGGAAGAGAGGAGGAGGAGGAGGAGGAGGAGGAGGAGAAAAAGACUGCACUAUAGUAGCAGGAGUCACAGGGAGGGACACAGGGCAAAGAAACGCCGGGAAGAGGAGGAGGAGGAAGAAGAAGAAGAAGAAGGAAGGAAGCAGGAGAAAGAAGAGAGUACAGAGGAAAGGGUGGGAGGAGAAGGAGAGGAGAAGGAGGUGCAUAUUCAGGCUGAGAUUCAGGAAGAGAUGGAAGAGAGGGAACAGGCCAAGGAGACUAAGGCCAAACACAGGAAAGACAAGAAGAAGACGAAGGAGAAAGUGGACACCAGGACAGAGGAGGAAAAGCUAUGGGAUGAGUCCAUCAUAGGCUUGUGA